AUGGUCCGCCGCCGCCGGCCCCCGCGCCCGGGCGCCAUGACCGAGCUGCCCCCGCUCAAGAUUCUGUCCCAGAUCCUCCUGCUGCAGGCACUCUUCUACGUCGCCGCCGCGUCGCUGAUCCUGUUCACGGCGCUGGUGGCCGGCCGGCGCUUCUCGCUCGACCUGGUGCUCAGUUGGCGGAGCCUGAGGGGCGACACGACGGUCGGCUGGAUGCUGGGUUUGGUGUGGCUGCUGAACAGUCUGAUAUCGGUCAUCGGCAUCCUGCUUCUCAUCAGCAGGAGCAAACUCGUGCCCGACUUCGCCAUCUCGCUCCACCUCAUCCACCUGCUCGUCGUGUCCCUGUACUCGCACUCGAUCCCGCGGUACCUGCUCUGGUGGAUCCUGCAGCUCUCCUCCGCCGCGCUGAUGACGGCCCUAGGCGUGUGGGCGUGCCAGUGGCGGGAGCUGCGGCCCAUCAACUUUGGCGGCGGCGGCGCUGCGGGCUCGAGUGCGGCGGGUGAUGUUCCCGCUGAUGGCGGGGAUGGGCCGGUGGGUGAUGAGGAUCUGGGUUUUGGGCGCGGGAGAGGGAGGGGAAGGGGACGGGAUGGCGCGGGGGAAUACGAGAUGGUGGGCAUGAAGGAAGGGCAGGGGAGUUGA
Molecule: messenger RNA, 636 nt
Organism: Drepanopeziza brunnea f. sp. 'multigermtubi' MB_m1
Lineage: Eukaryota; Fungi; Ascomycota; Leotiomycetes; Helotiales; Drepanopezizaceae
Biological process (GO): Golgi to endosome transport; protein localization to Golgi apparatus; Golgi to plasma membrane protein transport
Cellular component (GO): Golgi membrane; trans-Golgi network
Source: RefSeq, a predicted model, not a curated record